Molecule: messenger RNA, 1887 nt
Organism: Trichoderma harzianum CBS 226.95
Lineage: Eukaryota; Fungi; Ascomycota; Sordariomycetes; Hypocreales; Hypocreaceae
Exons: 5
Coding region: 208-1524 (438 amino acids)
Source: RefSeq, a predicted model, not a curated record
GCGCAAUGCUGUGCAAAGCGCCACUUCGGUGGCCAAAUCAGAAGUCACAGGGCGACGCCUGGAGAUGAGGAAGGGUAUCGCACAGUCUUUCUACCAUGCAUAUAAAAUGACGAUCUAUACUUGUUUCAUUCUUCCUCGCUGAAUAUGCGUCCUCUCUGGGAGUGAGUAUUAUGUUCAGCAUUUCUUGAACCACUCAAAGUAUUGGAGAUGACGGAAAAUCAAGAGCAUCUGAAGAGGUUGGAGGAGCAAUGGAAUUUAGUCAUGGCAGAAGAUGAGCGUAAACAUGCAUUGAUCUCAGACUUAUUUGGGCACAUCAGCGAUUUGACGGCGCAGCUCGCCGAGGCCCAUAUGGACCUUCGAGACCGAAAGGAUAUGCUUGAGCUCAAACGCACCAAGCUGGAUCAAGCUGAGAAGCAGAUUGAAGAUUUACGACGCAAGACGGAUGAACAUGUUUUUAGUAUGGUUAUAAUCGAUGGCGACAAUAUGCCGUUUCAAGAUGAAUUUGUGAGAGAUGGCCUGCUGGGGGGCAAGAGGGUAGCUAGCCUCCUGAGGAAGGCGAUAACCGAGGAUAUCAAGACAAGAUUUCCAUCCCUUCCUGCCAACGCGCAGGUGGUGAUUCGUGUAUAUGCGAAUUUGAAAGGGCUGUCCAAGAAAUAUAGAGAACUUCUGCCUGACUCGGCAUCGUUUGAAGAUUUUGUUCGAGGGUAUAACACAGUUCAUCCCACCUGCGACUUUAUUGACGCUGGGUGUGGUAAAGAAUGCGCAGACGAGAAGAUCAAAGCGGCCCUCAAGUUUGGUCUCGGCGACAGCCAUUGCAAGCAGGUGUUUUUUGGAGGACCGGGAGACAACGGAUACGCCCGCGUGUUCGAUUCAUUCCUCGAAGAUCAGACUAUUCGAGGACAAAUAACGCUCAUGUCAGGUCCUCCUUUCGCCUACGAGCUGGCAGCAAUCAAAGACAAGUUCCAAAAUGUGGCGUUCGACAACAUCUUUAGGGGCCAAAAGCUCCCCAAUGAGACGAACCGCAGGACCUCGUUCCACAUUACACCACCAGGAACACCGAUGCCUUCAAACGCUCCAUUGAGCUUUGCAGCUGCUGCCAAGGUGCCCACUAGUCCAGCACAUAGUGCUCCCGCUCAGCUCUAUUGUCCGGAGCCGAAGCCGUCGCCCAAUGGAGUCAUAUUGCGGAACAGGCUGGGACAGAGGGUGGACUCGCGCCUUUCGUAUUCGCAGUCUGAUUUCUCAAGCUUGAAAGACCGUAAGCUCUGCAACAAUUUCCACCUCUUGGGCAAGUGUUUUUAUCUUGACAAGUAUGGGAAAUGCCACCACAUUCACGGGGAAAAAUUGACUGCUCAGCAGCUGGAAGCCUUGCGAGGUAUUGCCCGUCAGUCUCCAUGUUUGAACGGACUGAGUUGCAGCCAGACAGAUUGUGUGGCUGGACAUCGCUGUCCCAGGGAGCCUUGCCAUUUGGAAAAUUGCUGGUUCCCCAAGGAGAUGCACGGUGUUGACUCCCAGGUCAUUGACUGAGGCUUAUGAACAACUUAAUAUUUUUUUUAUACGUCAGGCAUACGGACGGGAAUUUGUAUCCAGCGUUUUGGGGUGGACGGAUGAAUUGGAUAGCUAACUGGCUGUCCGGCGUUAUCAUGAACGGAAUACAUGUGGUUCAUUGGGAUGCCGGCAGCAUUGCUUCAACGGCAAUGAUGGAAUUUGGCACUAGUUAAUGUUUUUUAUGCUCUUUAAGCAAAAGGAGACGGCGAGAAGUAAUAAGGUAGUCUAUCUCUACUAGGUAGUUGAGGGCUCGGAACUUGAAAUUGAGUAUUGAUGAGCUCCAUAGCCACGUUGUUCUAUAUCAUCCAUGGGGCACUAACAGUACCGUGGGGGGCUAUCAGG